AUGAGUCAAUCCACCAUUUCACGUCUGGAACUACUCCAUACGCUGCUUGGUACACCACUACAAGAUGCUGAAGAAGAAACGUUCUUGCUGUUCAGCCAAGACAUCCCGAGCAAUAACUUAGGGUUUGUCGAUGCUGAAGCAGAGACCAUCGAAGUUGAAAUCGCGGGCCAAGAUUACACGUUUCAGCAGUCUCCUGGCCUUCUCAAGUCCAACAGUGUAGGAGGUACAACAGGUGCUGUCUUGUGGAAAGUUACUCCACUCCUAGCUUCGUGGUUGAGUUCCUUUCCAUCAGUACUGACCGACCUCCACACUCUGCAUACGAGCUCGGUGAUUGUCGAACUUGGAUGUGGAUUGACUGGUCUCAUCGGACGUGUCCUGUCCCGAUCUGUGCGGCGUUACGUUCUGACUGAUCAGCCAUUGAUUGUGAAGCAUCUCAAGGCAAAUUUGAUUGAUGGUGCGCUAGCAGAUACCAGUACUUGCACUAAGAGCAAGAAGAAGAGCACGACAACCAAACAGGAUGUGCUGCAAGCGAUGCCUCUAGACUGGGAGAAUGAUGCUGCAACCAAUUUGAAAACUAGUCUCCCGGCCGAUGCAGAGAUUGACCUUCUGAUAUUGUGUGACUGUGUCUACAACGAAUAUCUAGUGAAGCCCCUGGUCCAGACAUGCGUGGACACGUGUAUGCUGGGAUCUGGGGCUGGUGAUAGGAGUCUGCGUGGGAAACAGACCGUGGUUCUAGUGGCACAGCAACUACGGUCAGAUGUCAUCUUCGAAUUGUUUCUAGAAACUAUGAUGGAGAAAUUCGAGAUGUGGCGGGUUCCUGAAGAACGCCUGGCGGUCAAUUUGGCUCCUACUUCAGGCUAUGCUGUCCAUCUGGCAGUUAUGAAGAACGGUAGAGGAGCAAGUCGAUAG
Exophiala bonariae is the source of this 909-nucleotide messenger RNA. RefSeq lists its product as uncharacterized. The coding region runs from base 1 to 909 and encodes 302 amino acids. The record is from RefSeq and is a predicted model, not a curated record. The transcript is spliced from 2 exons. Lineage: Eukaryota; Fungi; Ascomycota; Eurotiomycetes; Chaetothyriales; Herpotrichiellaceae.